AUGUGAAACAUGUUCGCGUCACUGAAAUAACGUCUAGCUCUGUCGCUUUAAAAAUUGGUUGACGGUGUGCCAAACUAAAGGGAGAAUAAAAGAAUUAUUAGGAGUUUCGGAUUUGCCGGUGUAACUGCAUUGCUAACUAUAUGAAAAUGUCUGAAGAUAUUAUUAUGCAUACCACAAAUAAUGCCAACGACAUAAGUAAAAGCGUGACAAAGAAGGCAUCGUCCAGUGAUAUGCCGGCAACAACAGCGGAGGAAAUGACCUCACGCGAUUAUUACUUCGAUUCUUAUGCCCACUUUGGCAUACACGAGGAGAUGUUAAAGGAUGAGGUUCGAACCAUAACGUAUCGAAAUGCGAUGUACCACAACAAACACUUAUUUCGAGGAAAAGUGGUUUUAGAUGUCGGCUGCGGCACCGGCAUUUUGUCAAUGUUUGCUGCCAAAGCGGGAGCCUCAACAGUAAUAGCCGUCGAUUGCUCGAAUAUUGUGGAAUAUGCACGCCAAGUAGUUAUUGACAAUAAUCUAAACGACGUGGUAAAAGUUGUUAAGGGAAAAAUAGAAGAAAUCGAAUUGCCCAACGGAAUCGAAAAAGUUGAUAUUAUUAUAUCUGAAUGGAUGGGUUAUUGUCUAUUUUAUGAAUCAAUGUUAGACACAGUAUUGUUUGCACGUGAUAAAUGGUUGACCGCAGAUGGAAUGAUGUUCCCAGAUCGUGGUACACUGUACAUAACAGCCAUAGAGGACCGACAGUACAAAGAUGAGAAAAUCAACUGGUGGGACGACGUUUACGGUUUCGACAUGAGUUGUAUUAGAAAAGUCGCAAUAACAGAACCACUGGUAGAUGUGGUUGAUCCGAAGCAGGUGGUAUCCACAUCUUUCCUUAUAAAAGAAGUAGAUUUAUACAAAGUUAAAAAAUCAGAUUUGGAAUUUGUGUCACCAUUUACUUUGGUCCUUAAGCGAAAUGAUUUCGUACAGGCCUUGGUUACCUACUUUAACAUCGAGUUUACCAAGUGUCAUAAACGUCUUGGAUUCAGUACAUCUCCUGAAGCUACAUAUACGCAUUGGAAGCAGACGGUCUUUUACUUGGACGAAUACUUGACUGUUAAAAAAGGAGAGGAAAUCAAAGGCACAUUUCAAAUGAAGCCAAAUGAGCGCAAUAACCGCGAUUUGGAUUUUAACAUUGAAAUACAUUUCAAAGGAGAACACUCGGAAGUGCAUGAGAACAACACAUAUAGAAUGCGUUAAUAAAAGCUUAAACAACUGUUUCCACAAUAUGUUUAUAAAGAAGUAGAACGCUUAAGUCGUAGAUUGUAAGUUUUAAUUACUACUGAGUUCUUAAAUGCAAAUAACUGUUCUUCGCACUUUCACCUACCUGUAUCUCCUUUUUCUGUGAAUCGCCAGUAUAUUGGCUAUCUAUAGGGACAUACUCUUUGUCAACAACAAGAAUCAUUGAAUCAAUAUUUCCCAAUAUAAAUAAUACUUACAAACCUA
Stomoxys calcitrans (stable fly) is the source of this 1484-nucleotide messenger RNA. It is a transcript of the gene Art1, whose product is annotated as protein arginine N-methyltransferase 1. Gene Ontology annotation, biological process: peptidyl-arginine methylation. Gene Ontology annotation, cellular component: nucleus. The record is from RefSeq and is a predicted model, not a curated record. NCBI's taxonomy places the organism in Eukaryota, Metazoa, Arthropoda, Insecta, Diptera, Muscidae. The coding region runs from base 141 to 1238 and encodes 365 amino acids. Gene Ontology annotation, molecular function: protein-arginine N-methyltransferase activity. The transcript has 4 exons.